Molecule: messenger RNA, 2286 nt
Organism: Micropterus salmoides (largemouth bass)
Lineage: Eukaryota; Metazoa; Chordata; Actinopteri; Centrarchiformes; Centrarchidae
Product: keratin, type II cytoskeletal 8-like
Exons: 9
Coding region: 78-1736 (552 amino acids)
Biological process (GO): keratinization; intermediate filament organization
Cellular component (GO): keratin filament
Molecular function (GO): structural constituent of skin epidermis
Source: RefSeq, a predicted model, not a curated record
UCUAUCUGCCUGAAUCUCCUCUCUGCAGAGUCUCUCCUCUUACACCAGCUCCGUGCUACAAGACUCCCUCUGUGAACAUGUCUGUCAGAGCCAUGAAGACCACCACCUUCUCCACUGUGUCGUCCUCCAGGAGCCCAUCCCAGAGCUUUAGCAGCCGCUCCUUCUCCGGCUACGGUGGUCGUGGUGUGGGCAGUGGCAGGCAGAGCUACGCUGUCCGCAGCUCCUAUGGGGGAGUGGGCAGCAGUGGUGCCACUGUGGGCGUUGGGGGGUUUAAGAUGGCUGGUGGGUAUGUUGCUGGGGGGUCUGGACAAAGAGGAGGUGGAGUAGAGUUUGGCUAUCUGGGCUUUGGUGGAGGUGUGGGAGGUGGCAUGGCCAAUGAAAUGAUGGCCCCCAUCACAGCGGUGACUGUGAACAAGAGCCUGCUGGCCCCCUUGAACCUGGAGAUUGACCCCACCAUCCAGGUGAUCCGCACCCAGGAGAAGGAACAGAUCAAGACCCUGAACAACCGCUUUGCUUCCUUUAUUGACAAGGUACGCUUCCUGGAACAGCAGAACAAAAUGCUUGAGACCAAGUGGAAACUUCUGCAGGAACAGACCACGUCUCGCUCCAACGUCGAUGCCAUGUUCGAAGCCUACAUUGCCAACUUGCGUAAGCAGCUAGACAACUUGGGUCACGAAAAAGUCAAACUAGAGUCCGACCUGUACCACAUGACUGGCCUGGUUGAAGACUUCAAAAGCAAGUAUGAGGAUGAGAUCAACAAGCGAAAUGAGUGUGAGAACAACUUUGUCCUCACAAAGAAGGACACUGAUGCAGCCUAUAUGAUCAAAGUGGAGCUGGAAGCCAAACUGGAUGGACUCUCUGAUGAAAUUGAGUUCCUGAGGCAGAUCUUCGAUGCAGAAAUCCAUGAGCUGCAGGGUCAGAUCAAGGACACAUCCGUUGUGGUGGAGAUGGACAACAGCCGUAACCUAGACAUGGAUGCCAUCGUCGCUGAAGUGCGUGCCCAGUAUGAAGACAUCGCCAACCGUAGCAGAGCCGAGGCUGAGUCAUGGUACCAGACUAAGUAUGAAGAAAUGCAGCAGUCAGCAGGCAGAUAUGGUGACGACCUGAAGUCAUCCAAGGCUGAGAUCGCUGACAUGAACCGCAAGAUAUUGAGGCUCCAGUCUGAAAUUGACAUGGUUAAAUCACAGCGAAACAGUUUGGAAGCUCAAAUUGCAGAGGCUGAGGAGCGUGGUGAGCUGGCAGUGAAGGAUGCUAAACUCCGCAUCAGAGACCUGGAGGAAGCUCUCCAGAGAGCCAAGCAGGAUAUGGCCCUGCAAGUCCGCCAAUACCAGGAACUGAUGAAUUUGAAGCUGGCUCUGGACAUAGAGAUCGCCACCUACAGGAAACUGCUGGAAGGAGAGGAGGACAGGUUAGCAAUUGGAAUCAAGACCACUGUAUCCAAGCAAACUUCCAUGAACUACAAUGCCUACGGCCUGGAGAGCUCCCGAACCCCGUCCUACGUCAGCCGCUCCUUUGAUGGAGUCAAGGCUAGCAGUGGUUCUGCUGCUGCCCUCGAGGGGGCAACGUUGAAGAGCACCACAGUCACCAAGACAGAGACUGUGAUGAUCAAGACUGAGGAGAAGACCGAGGAGGUGAAGAAGGAAGAGGAGCAGCAGCAUGCAGCAACCGAGGAGUUAACUGCUGUGCAGACGAAGGAGCAGGACCAAGUGAAACCUGAGGCUGUGGCUGAGGAAUGAAGCUUUUCCCUCCCCCGUGUUUUGGCAGAUUUAUGAUUGGUCUUGGAGGUUAAAAAAGCAAGACUACUCCUACUUUAUUAUCCAGUUCUUAAAUCAUUCGUUCUCCAAGGUGCCUUCACCAAAUAAUGUCUGUGUUUCUACUGUAAGAAGUGCAAAUGGACAUGUCUUUGUCCAGGUUUCUGAAAACUCUUGUCAACUGUGGAUUGAGUCGUUCAGCGAUCACUGCACCAUACUUGGUUUACCAGCAGGUGGCACUAUUGUAUGUUUUCCUCUGCUGCUCCAUAUUGUCCUUCCAUCAAAGCACUGCUGACACAGCAACCUGUAAUUCACAGUCUAGCCUAAUAUUCAUCUGAUUGACAUUUUGGGGACAUAAACAUCGCCAUAACGAACUCCUUAUGCUAAACCUGCUGUACCUAAACAGUAAAGUAAGAUGAAAAUCAGUCACAAAAGUCUUAAUAAUAUCUUAGAAAAACCUUUUUCCAUGUAUUACUGUUGGCAACACCCUGAGUCCUGUUUGCUCAACAAUAAAUCUUCUUCCAACAGUUUUUUA